CUCAUUUCCACACAAAGAAAUUGCCCCAUAUAUGGUGAAAUAAGCCCUAUUCAAAUGAGGAAAAGGUAAGAAAUUUAAAAGAUGAUUGCCUGAAAUUGCAAUCAACCAACCUUGGAAGCAGUAACUACAGGCUGGAUGUCAAUGCCGGUGGUCUGAAUGGCUCCUUAGGCCUACUUAGAGAUCUCAGCGUCAGCAGGAGAAGCGAUCUUCAAUGCCUGCUUCCCAAUUCGGGACAGCCACUUCGAUCGCGGGCUUCACAGCAUCAGCAACGCAGCUUAAAACCUACUUCCACAAACUGCUCAUGAGGCUGUCAAAUUUGAAGACACAAACUCAGAGACCCAUUUAACAAAACUCGACCAGGGGUUUCGUCGGAGAACUGUCGAGAGGAGCUCAUGGCGAAGUUUAAGAGGGAGAGUGAUGAAAAUUGUUGAUAUGGUGGAAAGGAAUGGAUAGCAGAGGGAAUAAAGUGCCAUGGUAGCUGUUCCCGAAAUUUUGCGGGCGGCGAUCAGAGAUGAUAGGUAGCUGAGCAGGUUGUCAAACCGGGAUAAGUCAUCCAGCUGGUUUGGCAAUGAGUUUGAGAUUUAAUGGUCGGAUCGGGUUCAACCGGAUUAAGCCGGUUUUGACAAAAGGGAAAAGCAAAUGCCAGAAGUAGGACAUUUUUGUCUAUCAUCGGGGCCAAAGAAGAGUUAAAAAACUUGAUCAAUUCUCCUUGAAGAAGCUCAGAUUGUAGAGGACAAUCUGUGAGGGAAACAGUAUGGAGAAAACGGAUUGAAGACGUGAUUUUAAUCACUCUCCUUAGAGUGUUUAUUUGCCCCCACUACGUUGUUGCUGAUAGGAUUUAGGCAGACCACCCCUAGGAGUCCCUCCAAUCAAAGUCAAAAAGCAGCACCUUUCGUGACUUCUGUGUUUGUGUAUUUGGAGAAGGAAAAACGAGGAGAAGAAGAUGAACGUUGGACGAGAAGUCUGGCUGCAGAAGACUUUUAUAGUGAAAAUGGCAGUUCCCUUCCGAAGGGUUACGUCAUUCCACAAAAGUCAAACAUCAAAUAAUUAUCCGGAUUAAUUAAUUAAAAUAAUUCUGGUAAUUAAUUAGCCAAAAAUUCAAAUCCAAACGCGUAAAGUGCUAAGUGCAUAGUGCGAUUUAAUAUGUCAAAUUAAAUAGCCCACACUUUUUCCAAAACCCCACUAACCACUUUAUCCAAUGACUACAGUGGAAAGCAAACUUAAAAACAACUUGCACUUUCCUUCUCCCACCAAUGUGGUAUUUCUUUUACUCUUUUGAGUUUUGACUACUCUAACACAAUUGAAACAUACUGUUACAAGGCUAUAUUAGGUACAGACGUGCAAGAACCCACUCCAUCGACACCCAAAAAAUUAAUGAUGUGAUGAAAACAAAAUGAAAUCAAAAUAUAUGCUCUUUCUUUUGAUUAUUACCAGAAGGGAACGACCAAACUGCACCAAGAAGCCUGGCAAUCAGGACUCUUCCAUCGUCAACAAUCAACGAGUUGUGCUCUCAAUCCGUUCGGACUCUGUUCACCAAUCACCGCUAACACUUAAUCUUUGAUAAUGCACCAUAAUCGCUUACAGGGAAAGGGACUGACAGAUAGGACGAAAGGUGAGAAGGCGGAAGGAAAUUGAAGAAGUCAUGCGGCGGGAUAUUAAUAGGGAGAAAGGGAAGAGCGGGGCGGGGAUCUGGGUCGAGACAAGGGGGCGAGGAGCGACGACAAGGGGUGGGGCGGGGAUCGGCAACGAUGAGAGGUGGGGCGUCUCCGCUCGACAGACGAAUGUGAGGGCUCUGCUGGCUGCUUCGCUCGGCGGACGAAAGAAAGGAAGGGAUGCGAUGUGAUUCAGAAGAAGUAAGGCAUAAGGUUUAGAUUUGUCAAUUCAUAAGAAGAUCCAUCCAAAAUGACGACGCUUUGUUCAUGGCCGGUGACCGGAUAAAUCCGGUCAAACCCCGGUUUUGACCGGCUACCUGCUAGUUCUAAUUAUGGCUGGUGAAGGCCCUUUUAGUGUCCGGUUCCGGCCAGAUCCGGUCCAACCGACAGGUUCAACCCCGGUUUGACAACCUUGUAGCUGAGGCACGAAUCUGUUUUUUUUUUUUUCCUUCUUUUUUUCUUCGGAAAGAUUUCAAUGUAAUUCGUUGUCCUGCUGAAGCUUCAAAUGCUGCACAAUACAGUUCCAAUAUGAAGGAUUUUGAAAGUUGGAUCCUAGAGUUAGAGCUAAAAGAUCAUCAAGCUACGCGUCCAUGGUUCACCUGGCUUAAUAAGCAAGAUGCUCGUCCAAUAGCGAAAAAACUUGAUAGAGUAUUGGUGAAUUUUGAAUGGUUGGAUAAGAUGGUGGAGAUUUAUGUUUUCAGAUCAUUGUCCAAGUUUGGUGGAUACUGAGGCUGCAAAGCAGUCUUUGCCUAAGUCGUUUAAAUCUUUCAUUUCUGGAUCAAGCACCCAAAGUUUGAUGAGUUGCUUAAGAAGGCUUGGGAGAGCAAGGUGUCAGGGCCGCCAAUGAUAAAAGUUCAUAAGAAGUUGCGAAUUCUCAAGAAGCUCCUGAAGGAAUUAAAUCGUGAAGAAUUCU
This is a messenger RNA of Linum trigynum, 2565 nucleotides long. Lineage: Eukaryota; Viridiplantae; Streptophyta; Magnoliopsida; Malpighiales; Linaceae. The record is from the annotation of a GenBank genome assembly.